Epinephelus moara (kelp grouper) is the source of this 2066-nucleotide messenger RNA. RefSeq lists its product as uncharacterized. Lineage: Eukaryota; Metazoa; Chordata; Actinopteri; Perciformes; Serranidae. The transcript is spliced from 9 exons. Bases 121 to 1413 code for a protein of 430 amino acids. The record is from RefSeq and is a predicted model, not a curated record.
CCCCUCCUUCCCGCUACAGGGAAGAUUGUAGUACAACACUGGUGGUGUAACGACAGGAAAUAGUUUGUUCUUUCCUUGUCAUUUAAAGCUUGGUUUUAUUUGGGUGAAGUUUCAGAUAAAAUGUCGUCGUGGGCGAAGUCGUCUGGAGCUGCCCGGCGGCCAAGUGCCAACCCAAACGGAAGUGCUCAGCAGCUGCGUAUGUUUCGGAGAGCAGCGCCUUACCCCCCCAGAGAGGAGAGGGCCGAGGAGCUUAAGGAUGCCCUGGACAGUUAUGAAGAACUAGAGCAAAUUAAAAACUACAGUGGUAGUGUGAAGUUCGAGGGGUUCAAGCAUCAGCCAAAUGCCAAGCCAGCCAAGCCAGCUAAGUCAGAGGGCUCCACUCCAGCAGACAGACGUAAAGCCCUGUAUCAGAAGUUCUACAGACAGGUGCAGGAGGAGAGGAAGCCAGCUGACUGCGUAGUCCUCUCUGUCACCAACCGGUGCAGGGAUUACCCCAAAUCGCUAAGCCAGUGCUUGCAGGAGCGUGGCCUGUCAGUGGAAAUGUUCUACCUUCAGGCGGAGUCGGGCCUGACCCGGGCUCUGCAGGAUAUCCGAGCUGACGGCUCCCCGUUAUGUAUUCUGGUGGAGCAGACAAAUGUAGCUCUGUCCUCCUGCACUGUUAUCAUAUUCUCAGAAUCCCUCAAAAUCCAUCGCAACAUGCCCAAAGACCAGGCCAUGGACUUUGUUGUGGCUGAGUACAGUCGUGGACUUGUCAAAGAGCGCUCUCCGAGGGACCCCUCAGACAGUGCAGCACAGGCGUCACAGCUGCUAGAUGACUUCCUGGAGCGAGAAAAGAUUGAACGCCAUGCUGUUCCCUCUGAAACCCGCCAGCUCAUCUUGUUGUUAGCUGAGGGGGUUCAUCUCUACCCCGAAGAGCUGGAAACCAUCUCAGAGUACGUCCGUUCCCGGCAGGAGCACACACAAGUCUCCAACACUGAGGGGGAGAGGGAUAAUAUGUUACCCCCAGGACUUGGAAAACCGCCUCCUUUGCUCCCCACUCCACCUGGGCCCCCUCAACUUCAGACUGCAGCAGGAGCAGGUGGGCCCAUGAUGGAGCACCACCCACCUCCUGUUCCACUCCUGCCUUCACCAGGCUCUUAUCCCAAAACCAAACCUCCUCCUUUACUCUCCCUACAUCGACCUCCUUGUCCAUCAUUAGGGCCCUCAGCUUUACGAGGCCCCCUGUCAUCACACCUCCCCUACGGCAACCCCCCUGUGCCUCGUGGGCCCUUACUCCAUGUCCCUCCAUACCACCUAGGUCCCAGGGGCCCUCCCCUUAUUAGAGGAGCUCCGCCUACUCUAAAGAGUUCCCGCCCUCCACUUCUCUCUUCUCCAGGUGCCCCUCUUCCCCGACCGGGUGGCCCUCGACACUAAGGAAUGAUGGAGACAUCCACUCACACACACACACACACACACACUGUAACAUGCAGGCUACAAGUGGCAGCAGUGUUUUGAACAUUUCACCUGACUCAAGAACAAAAGACUCCUGGGGCCUGUGUAGGAUACCUGUUCUUUUUAAAAAGUUGUAACCCAACACUCGGAUUUAAAAAAAACUGUUAUAUAAAUUGUUAGAUAUUAUCAUCUGAUUGUGGAUGGAUUAAUGGCAUGGAGUAUUCUAAUGACUGACCAUUUUAGGUAUAUUUUCCAAAUCCCUUUUGUUAUCAUUUUUUUGUAACAUACUGUGCUUUUCACCCUAAGUCAUCUCAAAAAAAAAAAAAAGUUUCCUACUUCCUGUUUGCCUUUCCUUAAUGUUGGAGUAGGCUACAGCGACAGGCCACGCAGGAUAAACAUUAAAAAUCUGAGCUCACUAGCUGAAUGCAGAAAAGAUUCUGGUCACCAAUGGACAGUUGGGUUAUAGUGGUUACACAAUGGUAAUAGGACUUUAUAUUUUUCUGUAUAUAAUGAAUAUAGCAAGUAGCCUACCUGCUGCACAGUGUUUCAAGAUGGUGCUUAAAAAUUAAGAAGGAAUACUCAGAAAUUCUGUUGAUGUAAGAAUUCCAAUUAAAAGUUUGUUUUUAUAAGCUGUA